Molecule: messenger RNA, 1147 nt
Organism: Rhizophagus irregularis DAOM 181602=DAOM 197198
Lineage: Eukaryota; Fungi; Glomeromycota; Glomeromycetes; Glomerales; Glomeraceae
Source: RefSeq, a predicted model, not a curated record
AUGACUCUGGAACAGCAAAGAGAGCAAUUUAUUCGUGGCUUAAAUCCUAUGAACCAAUAUAAUAUUCGAAUGAUGGCUAAAUUUUAUGAUACACAGGAUAAUAUUACAAAAGCCCUGGCUGAAGCGGAAAAAUUUACAUUAUCUCAAAAGAGUGCACCAUCUUCUCUUCCUAUUUUUCCAACAGCCAAUCCAUAUGCAGAUACUAACAGAUUAGGGGGUGGGAUGACUAAAAAUGAAAUCGAGGACUUGAUAAAAACCACAAUGGCUUCCUCACAACCUCAAACAGCUCAACAAAACACCAAUUUACAAUCUUCUAUUAAAUCAUUGCAGAAGACUAUGUCUCGAGCAACUAAGACUAUAGAUAAUAGUAAAAAAUCGGCCAAUAAGAGAGGGGAAGACCUUAUUAUUAGACGAUUUUUAAGUAAGCUACUAAGAACAAAAUCAAAUAAGCAACCUGAAAAUGAUUAUAAUUAUGACCCUGUGGAUGAUAUUACUGACAGUAUGGCCGGGAUGACACUAAAUAGUGCCACAAUAGAUGCUAUUAAUUCUUCUAUUAGAAGUGCUGUUAAGAAAUAUUUUAAGUGCAGUAGAUUUGAACACACUUCUCGUAAGUGCUCUGUAAAGAAGAAAAAGAAAAGUAAGAAGUCUAAAAAGGGUAAGGUUAAUCUCGCUAUAGAACCAGAUUCAGAUUCAGAUUCUUUCGAUACCUCAUCUAGCGAUAGUUCUGAUUCAAGUUCAGAUGAUUCUUCCGAUUCUGGAGGCGAUAUUACUGUUAAUAUUGCCAAGGCAAAAAAAAAGUGAAGAAGAGGAGUGAAUCCGAGAAAUUAUCUUCUAAAGAGAUGUCUAGUACCAAGCUGAGAGAAAUACCACUAGAGGAGACUAUUCGUAAAGUCCUUCAUAAUGAGCUUAAACUAAUCUUCCCCCCACAAUUUUUCCAAGAUUCCAGUCUCAUUAUGUCCAAACAGAUAGUGGCUCCUAUGGAGCCGAAGAAAGAACCUCAAAGAGAUACCCCCUCACUUGCUGAAAAUAUAUCUCCUGACUCAGAUGAAGAGGAGUCUUUGGAUGAACCUAUGGAGAUCAAUUUUGUCAAAAAGAAGGAGCCACUUACAAGCACCACUACUAUAAAGUGCAAAAUCGGUCGCCUAAA